This is a messenger RNA of Caenorhabditis elegans, 2317 nucleotides long. RefSeq names its product Titin (gene Y43F8B.1). Bases 1152 to 2090 code for a protein of 312 amino acids. Lineage: Eukaryota; Metazoa; Nematoda; Chromadorea; Rhabditida; Rhabditidae. The transcript is spliced from 14 exons. The record is from RefSeq and is marked reviewed.
CACCUCAGACCAAUACCCCAUAAAAAAUGCCUGAAACUGGAGUCGACCGUCACGAUGGCACGUCGUCCGAGGAGGAGUCUGACGGAGAGAUCGUUGUCACAACUCGCAGAAAGUCGUUCGGGAUCCGUGUAGCUCAGACUCCACAGCAGGCUCAGCAGCAGGUACUGAGCCAAAUCGGGAAUAUGGCCGGUCAGAGACAAGUCAACGAAGUAGUGGUCCAACAAACCUCCUCACAAGAGAAAACAGACGCCGAGAAAAAAGCCCUCGAGCAGCACCAGAAGAUGCUCGAGGCCCAGCAGCUUGCCAAAGCCCAGCAGGCUGCCGCUCUCCAGGCCGCUGCGGCCCGUGUUGCCCAGGCCCAAAACCAGGCUCAGGUGAAUCAAGCCGCACAGGAUCAGGCUAAAAAAGCCCAGCAGGAAGCCUUGCAAAGAGCCCAGGAGGCUCAGAAGAAAGCCCAGGAGGAGGCCUUGAAGAAGGCUCAGGCAGCACAACAACAGGCACAGGCACAGGCUCAGGCUCAGCAGAAGGCUCAGCAGGAGGCUUUGCAGAAGGCACAGGAAGCGCAGAAAAAGGCCCAAGAGGAGGCUUUGAAGAAGGCUCAGCAAGCUCAGGCUCAAGCUCAGGCCCAGGCUCAGGCUCAGGCUCAAGCCCAGAAAAAGGCACAAGAAGAGGCCCAGAAGAAGGCUCAGCAAGCCCAGGCUCAAGCUCAGGCUCAGCAGCAGGCUUUGUCUCAAAAGAAAGCACAAGAAGAAGCCCAGAAGAAGGCCCAACAGGCCCAGCAAGCUCAGGCUCAGGCUCAAACCCAAGCCCAGAAAAAAGCACAGGAAGACGCCCAGAAGAAGGCUCAACAAGCUCAGCAAGCUGCGGCCCAAAAGAAAACCGAGGUUCCAGUUCAGGCUCAAGCCCAGCCAGCACAAUCAACAGUACCACAAAAGUCUGGAGCCAUCGCACAGGCUCAGCCGGCUCAACAAGAAAUUCAUGCAGCAACCGGACCAAAAUGGAGCAGAACGCCUGGAAAAAAUCAAAUUCAAGGCCCACAGCCUGAGCAACCGAAACAGGCCACAGCAGUUGCUCCGCCAACAGGAAAAACUGCUCUCAGACAGACUGUGCAGGUCCAAGAGCAAGAGCUUGCAGUUGGCGGUCACCAGGCUAUGUCACCAAUUAUGGCCCGAAAACCACAGAUUCAAGCCGAGCAACUAGCCCAGAAGUUUGUGGAGAAGCCUGAAGAGCAGAAGGAUAAACAGGCUGUACAAAAGGGACAACAGUUGGAAGGAGCCAAACGAUGGGUAGCUGAUUCCGAGCUCCGCGAGCAACCCGUCAACAGUAUGCAACAAGUCGAGCAUGGCCCCAAGGCUGUGAUUUUGGCGGACGACGCCUGCUGGCAGACUCAGCGCCGUGUUCCAGCAGAAAUCCAGCUCCCACAGGUCGGAAAAAUCUCAAUUCCAGAGCUCAGCGAGAAGGAGAUUCAGCGCACAAUUGUGGCCCAGCCGGCUUCCUAUCACAAAGUCCAAUGGAAUGAGUUCCCCGAAGAGCCGAAAUAUGAAAUCGGAGCCGUACCAAAGACGAAGACCCAGGACUGGGUUCCGGUGAACAAUGAGCAAAAUGAGCUGCAACGGAGCAUUUAUAAGCCGGCUCGUAUGUCGGCAGUGUGGCCACCACCGCAGGAUGAGCUUGUUAAGGAUGGACACUCCCCACUUGUCGUCAAAGCCAACGAGGACACCGCCUGGAUUCAACAGGACCAAAAUGGAGUGCUGAAACAAGCUGUCUGGGGAAAAACUUCCCGAAUCAACCGAGUCUGGCCACCUCCAGAGAACGAGUCAACACUUUCCGAUUUUGGACCCCAACACAUGCCAGUCGUCCAGUGGCCACCACCGGAAGCCGAGGCUCACGAGCGUGAGCAGGUGGAGGUGCUCCAGAAACAUAUUCCAACGAAGAAAAUGGAGAGACAGUGGCCACCACCGCCACCACAGUAUCAAGUAGUCGAAUCUUCCGGCGAAAUCGAAACCCGUUACAAUCCUGCAGAGGUCGACCAACAACAGCAAGCGGCCGGCCAACAACAGGUCAUCCGCACUGUCAUCCGAUCACAGUGACGUCAUCAUAAUUGAUUGUUUUUCUGUAUUUUCGAACCCUCCUCCAAUUUAUUGAUUUUUUCUUUUGGUUUUUUUUUUUCAAAAUUUUUGAGUAAAAAAUCAGUAUUUGUGUAAAAGUAUUUUUUUUUCGAAAAAUUUCAAUUUCCAUAAUUUUUUUUUGAUUUUUUGAUUUAUGCGUAUGUGUCCUUAACAUAAAUGAAGGUCUUCAUGCAAAUAUGAAUUAGCUA